Molecule: messenger RNA, 1684 nt
Organism: Merops nubicus (carmine bee-eater)
Lineage: Eukaryota; Metazoa; Chordata; Aves; Coraciiformes; Meropidae
Product: fatty acyl-CoA hydrolase precursor, medium chain-like
Exons: 13
Coding region: 11-1684 (557 amino acids)
Source: RefSeq, a predicted model, not a curated record
AGCUUGCAAAAUGGCUCAUGGAAAGGACACAUUGCUCCUGGCUUUGAUUCUCACGGCUGGGGUCACAGCGCUUGUAGCUACUGGACAAAAAGCAGAGCAACCAGAAGUGGUAACCAAAUAUGGGAGAGUCCAAGGGUACCAAUUCAAAGUAGACACAGCUGAGAGGAGUGUAAAUGUCUUCUUGGGACUUCCUUUUGCUAAGCCUCCAGUUGGACCACUGAGGUUUUCUGAACCUCAGCCACCUGAGCCAUGGAAAGGUGUCAGAGAUGCCACUUCCUACCCACCAAUGUGUCUACAGGAUAAAGUACAAGGACAGUAUUUUUCAGAUGUUAUUACUAACAGAAAAGAAAAAGUUCUUCUGCAAGUGUCUGAAGAUUGCUUAUACCUAAAUGUGUAUACACCCACUUCUACAGAGAAAGAGGAGAAGCUGCCUGUCUUUGUAUGGAUCCAUGGAGGUGGAUUAGUUUUUGGGGCAGCUUCAUCAUAUGAUGGUUCAGCAUUAGCAGCCUUUGACAAUGUGGUGGUUGUAACAAUUCAGUACAGAUUAGGUAUCCUGGGAUAUUUUAGCACUGGUGAUAAACAUGCCCGAGGUAACUGGGGGUAUUUAGAUCAAAUAGCAGCUCUGCAGUGGAUUCAAGAAAAUAUCAUACAUUUUGGAGGAGAUCCAGCAUCUGUCACUAUUUUUGGAGAAUCUGCAGGAGGAAUCAGCGUUUCUGCCCUUGUCUUAUCUCCCCUGGCAAAGGGCUUGUUCCAUAAGGCCAUUUCAGAGAGUGGUACUGCAAUCAGGAUUUUGUUCACUGACCACCCUGAGGAGGAAGCACAAACAAUUGCUGCUGCCUCUGACUGUGAAAAAUCCAGUUCAGCUGCAAUAGUUGAAUGCUUAAGAGAGAAAACAGAAGAAGAGAUAAUACAGAUAACACUAAAAAUGCCUCUCAUAUUCAUCAGUACAUCUGUAGAUGGUGUAUUUUUUCCAAAGAGUCCUAGGCAACUACUAUCUGAAAAAGCCAUCAAUUCAGUCCCAUAUAUGAUAGGAGUAAAUAACUGUGAAUUUGGAUGGGUACUUCCUACGAUGAUGAAAUUUCCUGCUUUUGUAGAUGGCCUGGAUGAAGAUGUUGCACGCCAAGUUUUGCAGAACAUAUUAACAUUAGCACUUAAGGGUGCUACGUCUGAAGUUGCUGAUCGAGUGUACCAUGAAUACAUUGGGGGUGCAGAAGGCCGUGCUCAGGUGCGAGAUGGCCUUCUUGAUGCACUGGGAGACUUAUUUUUUGUUUUGUCAGCCAUUGAAGUGGCCAGAUACCAUAGAGAUGCUGGCAAUCCAGUCUACUUUUAUGAAUUUCAACAUCGACCAAGUUCAGCGGCAGGUGUUGUGCCAGAGUUUGUAAAAGCAGAUCAUGCGAAUGAGAUUGCCUUUGUCUUUGGAAAGCCAUUCUUAGCUGGGUAUGCUACAGAAGAAGAACAUGAACUUAGCAGAACUGUUAUGAGAUACUGGACUAACUUCGGUAGAAACGGAAAUCCCAACGGAGAAGGCUUGGUCCAUUGGCCUCAUUAUGAUCUGGAUGAACAAUACCUGGAAAUAGACCUAAUGCAAAAGGCAUCAAAGAAAUUGAAAGAACACAAAAUGGAGUUUUGGACACAGCUCACAAAACAAAUGAUGAAAGAAAGGAGAGAACACACAGAUUUAUAA